Molecule: messenger RNA, 571 nt
Organism: Suillus discolor
Lineage: Eukaryota; Fungi; Basidiomycota; Agaricomycetes; Boletales; Suillaceae
Exons: 1
Source: RefSeq, a predicted model, not a curated record
AUGGACAGUAACAUACCUUUCCAUUUACGCCAUGCCGCUCUUCGCGCUGCUCACAGUGCCCGAGAAGAAAUCGCCUCGAUCGAUGCCAUUGAUGAUGCGAGGCUACGAGCAAUAGUUUUGACCAAUCUCUCCCCCGCUAUUAUGUCAGUGGUUUGUCUGCACCCAAGUCCAACACCCGCCAAUGAUGGUCCCGACCGCUUUUUCGAUUAUCACCGCGACUUGUGCUAUCUGGAAAUAAUCUUUGCCCUCGCGAGGAAUCCCAUCUGGCACCCUCGUUUAUCCGAGGAUCGCCAUAUCGAUCGGUGCAUUAGCAUGAUUCCAAAGUGCUGCAAUUCCGAAGACUACAGUCAGCAUGCCUUUUGCAUAGCUGGUAUCCUCCUUCGAAUCGCACCUGGACAGACAUCGCAUAAAUCGCUUGAUUCUGUUACAGAGCAGCAGUGGUGGGACGUGAUGAGAUGCGCGUGGUAUUAUCUUCCCUAUAUCAUUCGCGAAACACGCGAUUCCGAGCUCCUUGUCUUCGUGGAACGCACAAAGAAGUAUAUGCAGAUCGCUUCGAAAUCUAGUCUCGAGA